AUGAGCCACGAGCUAUCAACCGCAUCCCUGAUCAAACUGAUCUCGUUCUUAUUAUGGAACUGGAUGUACUUCUUAACGGUAGAAUACGCGCCGAACAAGAAUCCAGAAUGGUGUUCAAGGGUGAUAACGCUGAUACACGCUAGCGUUGCCAUUGCUGGCGGCCUCACGCAAUGCAAGUGGCGAGAAUUGACGCCAUGGCAUUUAACUAGGAGGCUAUUACCAUGCCAAUACAUGUUAAUGGUUUGGUCUUGGGGCUACUUCGCGUUCGACCUGCUGUGGUGCUUGAUUUACAACGAAAGCUUCACGAUGCUCUGUCACCACUCUGCCGCCCUCGUUGCCAUCACCAGAUACAUGCAAAAACAGCACACAGGAUGCACGUUCGCUUGUACACUAGUACUUUUGGAGCUUACGAAUCCUUUUCUGCAGAUACGAUGGUUCCUCAAGCAUGAAGGUUACGGGAACUCGUACUUAUAUUUCGCAGUAGAAGUGACAUACCUCCUGCUGUUUCUCAUUUUACGAGGACUUCUGGGCACCUACUUGAUAUUCGAGAUCUUCAGAACGGACUACUUCGAUUGGGAAGGCAGGAUCUUAUCAGUCAUAUUCUAUGUCGUGUCUAUGGCCUUUGUGUACGACAUAGCUGGGUAUAUCCGCUACAAAUAUAAGAAUGAAAUCGACGAAUUCAGACAAUUCUACUAUGCAACACAAAUACCAAAUAACUGGGACAGAUCAAAUCAACUAACACAGGCUGAAAUUUUAGACACAUUAUAG
This is a messenger RNA of Helicoverpa zea (corn earworm), 768 nucleotides long. RefSeq names its product TLC domain-containing protein 5-like. Gene Ontology annotation, cellular component: membrane. The record is from RefSeq and is a predicted model, not a curated record. The transcript is spliced from 4 exons. Lineage: Eukaryota; Metazoa; Arthropoda; Insecta; Lepidoptera; Noctuidae. Bases 1 to 768 code for a protein of 255 amino acids.